AAAGGAAAAAAUUUCAUCUUCCCCUUUUUUCCAGUUUUUUGAAAUUUUCGCGCGGACAAAGGGAUGAGUUGCUUUACCGCGUUUCCUUCGUCCCUUCCCUCCACGUCGAUGUCUCGUCGGCAACGCCCGCCGAUCCCAAUCUUCGUCUCCGCAAAUUUCUCGAGAUCUCAGGGUGAGAAUGGCUUCGGGAUCGGCUUCAGAAACUGCUCAGUUGUCUUCUUCUCCUUCUUCUCUACAUCCUCUUCCGGAGAAACGAAUUGUCCUAGGUUGUGGCGCCGUUUCUGUGGAUUUCUUGGCGGUCGUGAAGCAAUUCCCUCAACCAGAUGAUAAAAUCCGGAGCGUGAGUGCCAAGGUUGAGGGAGGUGGAAAUGCCGGGAACGCGCUGACGUGCACAGCCCGUUUGGGGCUGAGGCCGAGGCUUAUAACAAAGGUUGCUAAUGAUGGCCAAGGAAAGAGCAUUCUAGACGAAUUAGAAUCGGAUGGAGUUGACACGAAAUACAUUGUGGUCUCUAAGGAUGGGAAUUCUCCAUUUACCUAUGUAAUUGUUGAUCCUCAAACAAAAACUCGCACUUGCAUUCACACGCCUGGGGACCCACCUAUGGUUCCUGACGAUCUUUCACCUUCAAGCUUAUCCUCUGCAUUGAGUGGUACAAGCCUUGUAUAUUUUGAUGGAAGGCUGCAUGAAACGGCAUUGGUUAUUGCAAAAGAAGCUUCUAAUUUGGGUAUACCCAUAUUGGUUGAUGCUGAAAGGAAAAGAGAAGGACUGGAUGACCUCCUUAAUCUAGCAGAUUAUGUUGUAUGCUCAGCUAAAUUUCCUCAGGCAUGGACAGGGGCUCCUACAGUUCCAUCUGCCUUGAUUGCUAUGCUUUCAAAGCUACCACAGGCUAAAUUUGUGAUUGUAACUCUCGGAGAAUCAGGAUCUGUAAUGUUAGAAAGAAGCUUACAUGAUGGCCCUGGCAUGGGCAAUAUGGACGUAGACAGCCUUUUUGAUUCAUUAAAGCAGAACAUUGAUGAUAGCAUUAUCCCAAAGUGUUUCCCAUCCAAGGUCGUGAUGCUCAGAGCAGACGGGAUUGGCCAGGUAACUGGGAGGAUAAUUAUAGGCACUGCAGAAAAAAUUCCACCUUCUGAACUCAUUGACACAACAGGAGCUGGGGAUGCAUUUAUUGGAGCUGUUAUAUACGGCGUCUGUGCAGGCAUGAUGCCUGAGAAAAUGUUGCCUUUUGCUGCUCAAGUGGCUGCUGCCAACUGUCGUGCUUUGGGUGCUCGAAGUGGUUUACCUCUGCAUAGCGAUGCACGAUUGGCACAAUUGUUAUAGGCCAAGCGGAGUUGUUGCAUGACCAAAACGCGUUGCAACCACCAGCUCUUAUUUCAGUAAUCUCUUCCAUAACUUCCUCCUGCUGGUGAUAUUACGCAUUACAGUUUUGGUGACGCCGAGUCCAAAGUUCAGAAGCAGGACCCUUAUCCUACAUCUGCUGUACUCGUGUUUGAGGACAGUAAGCUACUAGUUCAUACUUCGGGACCCUCUCGUAUCACAUGUUUAUAAAAAUUAUCCUCAUACGAUUACUAGCUUAAUCAUCUUCCUGCUUAAUGCUUAAUAGUUAAACGUGGCUUAAUUUCCGAACUGUAAAUGUAGGUUUUUAGCUGUCUUCAGCAAGGGAAGACAACAUGACAAUGUAAUGGAGAGUGCAAAUCAUUAUCUGAGAGUGAAAUCGGAGUGUCAAAAUUUGAAUC
Messenger RNA from Nymphaea colorata (pocket water lily), 1731 nucleotides. RefSeq lists its product as uncharacterized. Gene Ontology annotation, molecular function: kinase activity. The record is from RefSeq and is a predicted model, not a curated record. The transcript has 13 exons. The coding region runs from base 179 to 1315 and encodes 378 amino acids. Lineage: Eukaryota; Viridiplantae; Streptophyta; Magnoliopsida; Nymphaeales; Nymphaeaceae.